Messenger RNA from Penicillium angulare, 3747 nucleotides. It is a transcript of the gene thtA, whose product is annotated as protein thtA. Lineage: Eukaryota; Fungi; Ascomycota; Eurotiomycetes; Eurotiales; Aspergillaceae. The record is from RefSeq and is a predicted model, not a curated record. The coding region runs from base 1 to 3747 and encodes 1248 amino acids. Gene Ontology annotation, biological process: mRNA splicing, via spliceosome. The transcript is spliced from 5 exons. Gene Ontology annotation, cellular component: nucleus; U2 snRNP. Gene Ontology annotation, molecular function: protein binding; U2 snRNA binding.
AUGACCGGCGACAAAGACGGCGCUACGUUGCCCAAGGAGAGCCUGAGCCCCUUGGAUGGCGGUGAAAUUCAAGGGCUUCUUACCCAAACUAUCUUAUCCAGCCCAGUGAUCAAAUGGAUUCUUCCUGCUCGCAUUCGAAGCAAAGGCCACAACGAUGUCGUCUUUGUAGGCGAAAAAAGCGUGCAAGUUAAAGAAGCCGUCCAGGCCAGCUAUCUUGCGGAUGUGGCACAAAAAACAGAUUUCCGUGGUCCUAUUCUUGGGGCAAAAGUGCUCAAUGUGACCGCCGAGCUUCCCUUGGAGUCGCAGAUCCGAUCGGAUGAUCCAUACGAUGGCCCUUCGCAAGUUCUUGUUCUCUCAGUGGACAUGCAAGAGCUACAGUUCUUGUAUUGCUCGCCAUUCAAUCGGAAAGAAUUUGUAACAUUCCGUCGACCGUUUCCACAAGGAGUUUCUGUUGGCUUAAAAUUCGGCAAGCAUAUCGCUGUUGAUCCAAAGUCUCGCGCAGUCGCUGUUAGUGCGUCAAGGGACUAUUUUGGGAUUUUGCGACUUAUAUCUCCCGAGGAGGCCCAAAAGCAAAUGACAAAGGGAGAACUUGAUCCGAUACAAGAGGAACGUUAUUUCGGACUUGAUGGAUCUAUUAUGUUCAUGGAGUUUCUUUAUCCCAGAAGUGCCAAGGACAGGAAUAUUAUCUUGCUUCUCAUCGUACAACGAGAUGGCGUCUCGUAUGCUGUGACGUACACCUGGAAGGAUGACAAAGCCCUUCAUGCCUCAGACCCGGAGAUAGGAGAGUUCAAAUUAAGGAAGCAGCAAAAGGCUCCGACCAUGAUUAUUCCACUGACAAAGGAAUCGUCUUUUCUGGUUGUGAGCCCGAUAGGCAUGGCAGUUUAUCCCUCGGAUGGCUCAACUCGUCCCACAAAGUAUCAGAUUCCAGCCCCCGACUCCAAUAUUAAUGCUACCGCAUUAUGGACCCGUUGGGCCCGACCAGCCCGCAACUGGCUAUACAGUCAAGCUUAUGACGGGAUCUAUGUAUGCCGGGAGGACGGCUGGGUUCACUUCUUGGAAUUCGGCAACGAAGGCACUCUGGAAUCAGAAACUUCACUUGGUAAAAUCCACUGUGACGUGGAUACUGCAUUUGACGUUCUCGAUAUGGGCGAAGGCGAAGGUGGUGAUUACAUUCUUGCAGGAGGUAGCACUGGCGACGCGGGACUUUUUGUCCAAGAAGCCAGAGCUGGCCCGCAAUGUCUCCAGCGCUUCCUUAAUUGGGCUCCGGCCGCAAGUGCCGACAUUAUCUCUCCAGAGACUCGAGAUGUGUCUCUCCAUGGUAUGUCACAGAAUCGUCUAUUUACUUGCUCUGAAUCCGCUCCCUUUAGCGGAGCUAUUCAUGAAUUUAGAUGGGGCAUUGAGGCUCAGUUGGGAACUACCGUGCCACUUGAACAUUUCUCAAGUAUCAGAGAUAUGUGGACCAUGUUCGAUCACACAAAUGGCAAUAUUUAUGUCCUCAUGAGCGACCCUGUUUCAACUCUAGUUCUCCACACAGACUUGAGUAUCCAAGGUAUCAGUGCCCUAGAUGAGGAUCAGACAGGCUUGCAUAGUGGCCCGAGUUUAGCAGCGGGGUUCACACCAGAUGGAAUCCUCAUUCAAAUCACGGAGACUGGUACGCAUUUGUUUGUCACUCGCAAUACUGAGAUGAAUAAAUCUAUGCCACAUAGCACUGUUGGCGAUCAAAUGAAUAUACUUGCAGUGACCGUGGAAGGAACCUGUUCAACUGUCCUUACUGCUGUUCGACAGGCGGACAAGGCGUAUCUUUACGCCACCCGCGUCGUGCUCGAAAAUGAUCAUGUUGGCUUGAACGCUAGCGAGCCAAUCGAAAUCAAAAAAGAGCCCAUCUGCCUUUCCCUGCAAAAGCUUGGUGACAUGUCAUUCAUUUUCCUAGGAAAUAGCGACGGCACAAUAACUGUUUUCCUUCUGGAAAACGACAAGAUCACUUAUCUUUUUGAGACUUCUAUCUCUCUUAACAAUGAGACCGACAUUUCGACUGUUGUUGAAAGCUUUGCCACCAUACGGAUUUCACCUCCAAAUGGCUCUUUACGGGCCUUCCUACUUUGCGGUUUACGAAGUGGAAUUCUUGUCUCAUUUGAGAUUGACUUUAAUUCUAAUAAUUUGAUCGCCUUGCAACAAAAGGAAGCACAUCGUAUUGGAACCACUUCCAUCCAUCUUCAAGACAAAGGCUCAUUUGCCCUAUUCACAUGUGGCAAUGAGCUUUGGCACGUCUCAUACAACCCCGACUGCCUUCCAUCGAACUGUUUCAUCCGCCGAGUGUGGAUCGCAGAUCGAGAUCUGCCUGCUUAUUUCCCCACCUCGCUAUAUGGCUUCGGCCUUGUCGUGGCUCAACCUCUUGAGCCAAGUGUUCCUAUUGGGCCACUCUUUUGCUUCGCAGACCGCGAACUCCUCAUUUGCUCCCUAGAGCUGGAUUACAAGAUGGUCCCACGACGUAUAGAUCUGCCUGGUACGCCGCGUAGACUCACAUAUUCACCUCUCUUACAACGCCUUAUCGUGUCAUUUGAAAUUCCCGACUCCGAUAACCCCGAAACGCCAUUUGCAAAGUCCUUCAGAUCCCAUAUACAGAUUGUCGACCCGGACUCACAGAUCCCAGUGGUACAACGCGAACCCCAUGACCCGUGGAGACCAGUAUCAGCUCUUGGUGAAUCAAUUACUUGCAUCCUAGAUUGGGUCUUUGAACGAAAUGGACAGACCUAUCACAUGGUCGCACUUGGUACACACAUGCCUGCUGUUCACCAUCGUGAUCCCGACCAGGGGAAUCUUAUUUUGCUAUCUCCUCGGCGAAACCCAGCCGAUCCAUCCCAGAUACAUUGCACGACUCAGUUUAUUAGACAAAUGGACGCCCCAGUUCGUGCGCUGGUAUCCUAUCGGGACAGUCUUAUCAUUGGAGCUGGAAACCGUCUCAUCCCAAUAGCGGCCAAAGAUGCAACUCAAAAAUGGCACCGAAGUGCUUUGACUCAGCUUCCAUCUGCAGCAAUUUCCAUAACCACCCAUGAGAACUUCAUCUUUGUCCUAACUUCCCGACAUUCCUGGACAAUUUUAGAAGUGAUUUCUCCGUCCUCCAAUCUCAGCAACGAGGGGUCUACUCUCGCAAUUCGAUCCUGGGACUCCGUUCUGCGCGAUGGAUUGACUCAACACCUAACUCGCCUUGGCGACAAACCAGUGCUAUUUAUAAGCCACCGUGGCGGUCAUAUUAGUGUUUCCAAGUUUGAUCAAGAACGCCGAAGCUUGGAGGAAACCAAUCCUCGCCAGACUGGGCUGGAGGCGAAUCUUCCUGGGUCUGUCCUGCGUUUUGCUCCUGGAGGCCAACGUGAUGGUUCCUACUAUGGACUCACCAUUAAUGGCUCUGUUUAUCGGAUUGUGCUGCCAAGUCCUGACCAACUAGAUCUGCUCAGAGUUCUGCAGAAUCUGUGUUACAGAGAUGAAACCAUUUGUCCGGGCCUUAAAAAGCGAGUGCGGCGAACGAAUCUUCACGAUCUGAGCAAACAGCAUGUUGAUGGUGAUGUCCUUGUGAGGCUUUCCAAGCUCAGCCCAGAAUACCUUGGUCAACUUAUUGCAUCGCUCAGACCUGGUUCAGAAUCCAAUCAUAUGGAUGUUGUUCUUCGCGACCUUGCUCCAAAAGUAGUAGGAGGCUCGUCGGUUGAAGCGAUCAUUGCAUGGCUUCGGCAACUUCUAGACGUUUCUUUCUAA